Rhizophagus irregularis DAOM 181602=DAOM 197198 is the source of this 405-nucleotide messenger RNA. RefSeq lists its product as uncharacterized. Lineage: Eukaryota; Fungi; Glomeromycota; Glomeromycetes; Glomerales; Glomeraceae. The record is from RefSeq and is a predicted model, not a curated record.
AUGUCUACUUCAUCAGCUAUUAAUCCAGUCGCAACAGUUAUUCAACGUCGGUUACUUAUUAAAGGGAGAUUUUUUCAUAGUAUACCGACCGAUAAAAAAUUUUUUUUAAUAACCUACAAACUUAUUCAAGAAAAUUCUGGCUUCUCAAAUGACGAUGAUUCUGACUAUCAUCUUAAAUAUGAUCAUGAAUUCAUUUAUUCAUUCAAUACAGUAAAUUAUUAUGUAAGCUGUAAAUUAUUAUCUCAUUCAACAGUUGAAGAUUUAUUAAAUAAUGAGAAGUUUGAUGUAAAUAUGCGAAAUAAUGAGAUACCAUUGUCUCCACAACAAAAAUUAAGUCUAGAAGAAAGCUUAUUAGUAAAGCUUUAUUUACGACUUUCACAAGGAGCGGAUGAAAUUAUAAUUUAA